Molecule: messenger RNA, 2140 nt
Organism: Cynoglossus semilaevis (tongue sole)
Lineage: Eukaryota; Metazoa; Chordata; Actinopteri; Pleuronectiformes; Cynoglossidae
Product: very long-chain acyl-CoA synthetase
Exons: 10
Coding region: 108-1970 (620 amino acids)
Biological process (GO): long-chain fatty acid import into cell; long-chain fatty acid metabolic process
Cellular component (GO): endoplasmic reticulum membrane; plasma membrane
Molecular function (GO): long-chain fatty acid-CoA ligase activity; long-chain fatty acid transmembrane transporter activity
Source: RefSeq, a predicted model, not a curated record
GGCACAAAGUUCACCAGGCGUUUCUGUGGACACAUCCAGCUACGACGGUUGUCCACGAAGAAGAAGACGACGACGUUUCUCCGACCAACACCGACCCGGUCUCCGUCAUGACGUCCUACCUGCUUUACUCCUUGUUCACGGCCUUGGCAGUGUUGCCUUUGCUACUUUACAAGAGAAACCGCUACUUUUUCACGGAUCUUUGUUACGCCGUGAAGCUGCUGAAAGUGGGCCAGAGAAUGAGAAAGUACACGCAGCACAAACAGCUCCACAGCAUCCUGGACUGUUUUCUGGACCACGUUAGAAAGCAGCCGAACAAAACGUUCAUUGUUUUCGAGGACCGCUCGUACACGUACAGUCAAGUGGACCGAGAGAGUAACCGAGUGGCCAGAGCUCUGCAGACCCACGCCGGGCUCCAGCAGGGGGACACCGUGGCUCUGUUCUGUGGGAACGAAGCCCACUUCGUCUGGACCUGGCUGGGUCUGUUCAAACUGGGCUGCGUUGUGUCUCUGCUCAACACCAACAUUCGCUCCAAGUCUCUGCUGCACUGUUUCUCCUGCUGCGGAGCCAAAGUCCUGGUCGUCGCCGAGGAUUUACGGGGCGCUGUAGAAGAAAUCUUGGUCAACUUACAAGAGCAGGGAGUCCGUGUGUUCAUUCUCAGUGACAAAGGUGAAGUGGAGGGCAUGGAGACUCUGUGUGAUAAAAUCCAGCAGGCCUCAGACCAGCCACUGUCUCCUGAGCUGAGGGCCAACCUCAACAUGAAGAGUCCUGCGCUCUACAUCUACACCUCAGGAACCACAGGCCUUCCCAAAGCAGCUAUAAUCAACCAUGAGAAACUGUUGGCCCCGUGUUUUAUGCUGGCCAUAGCUGGUGUACGCUCUGAUGACAUCAUCUACGUUUACCUGCCCUUGUACCACAGCUCAGGAUUCCUGAUAGGCCUGUGUGGAGCCAUAGAUAAAGGCAUCACUGUUGUCCUAAGACGGAAAUUUUCUGCUUCUAACUUCUGGAACGACUGCAGGAAGAACAACGUGACGGUCGUUCAGUACAUAGGAGAGGUUAUGCGCUACCUCUGCAACACACCAAAGAAAGACAACGACAAGGAUCAUAAAGUGCGAUUGGCUGUCGGAAACGGAAUCAGAGCCGACACCUGGUCGGAUUUCCUGCAGCGAUUUGGAAAUAUUAGAAUCUGUGAAUGCUACGGUGCAACAGAGGGCAAUAUCGGUUUUGUCAACUACGUAGGGAAAAUUGGAGCCAUUGGUAAAGAGCAUUUUCUACAGAAGAUGGCUUUUUCGUACGCUCUGAUUAAGUAUGAUACAGAGAAAGAGGAGCCGGUCAGGGACUCCAGAGGGUUUUGUAUCAAAGUCCCCCCAGGAGAGACCGGUUUAUUUGUGGCAAAGAUCGGAAAAAGAGCGCCUUUCAUUGGCUACGCCAAGAACAAGCAGCAGACAGAGAAGAAGAAGCUGAAGGACGUGUUUGUGAAAGGAGACCUUUACUUCAACAGUGGUGACCUUCUUAUGAUAGACCGUGAAGGAUUCAUCUACUUUCAAGACCGCAUUGGAGACACCUUCAGGUGGAAAGGAGAAAAUGUGGCAACAACAGAGGUGGCAGAUCUUUUACAAACAGUGGACUGUAUUGAAGAAGCCAACGUUUAUGGCGUCAAAGUGCCAGGUCAUGAAGGCAGAACAGGGAUGGCAUCACUGAAGCUGAGGGGAGACAUGACCUUUGACAGCAAGGCUGUUUAUCAGCAUAUAAAAAACUACCUGCCCAGCUACGCAAGGCCACGCUUUAUUCGCAUACAGAGAGAUCUGGAGGUGACUGGGACCUUUAAGAAAAUGAAGGUAAAGUUGGCAGAGGAAGGCUUCAACCCUGCUGUCGUUCAGGACCCUUUGUUCUUCUUGGAGGAUAAUAAAGGCUACGUGCCCAUGACUAAGGAAAUUUACAAAGCCAUCACAGAUGAAAUCAUCAGGCUUUGAAGGACGUCUGGAUCAUCUUCAUAUCGUACACCGUUCUUAACUACUAUCACUGUCAAGUAUUUUUAGUGAAUUUUUAUAAGUUUAACAGAACAGAAACCAAACGACACAGCAAUCCCACCCCAGACAUGUGCAACAAAUGUGUGCAGCCCAAAAAAAAAAAAGAGCUACUG